This is a messenger RNA of Salvia splendens (bonfire salvia), 1286 nucleotides long. Its product is annotated as WD repeat-containing protein 43. Lineage: Eukaryota; Viridiplantae; Streptophyta; Magnoliopsida; Lamiales; Lamiaceae. The record is from RefSeq and is a predicted model, not a curated record. Gene Ontology annotation, biological process: maturation of SSU-rRNA from tricistronic rRNA transcript (SSU-rRNA, 5.8S rRNA, LSU-rRNA). Bases 433 to 1077 code for a protein of 214 amino acids. The transcript has 6 exons. Gene Ontology annotation, cellular component: nucleolus.
UACAAAUUCCAGACUGAAGUACUAAUAUGUUUCUCGCUCUUUGCUGUUUAUCACCAAAUAUUGCUCAAUUUUUCUGCAUACCACACCUACCAUAGAUAUGCUUCAUACUAUGUCAUAUCCGGAAUUUGUCUGGAAUUGCAAGGUUCAAUUGAGGCGUUUUAUCAGUAGCUUGUUUUGUUGUCUAUACUAAGAAAAAUCGCAGUAAUAUUAAAGAGGUUUGCAGUUUGCAAGUGAAACGGGAGCUGCUCCAUUAUUUCCCCCCUUUGUUACUGAUUGGUCAAAUGCAGGGUGACCGUCUUAUGCUAGAUUCUUGAGAUGUUUAUUUACAAAUGAUAUUAAAGUCUGUUGUUUUGAAGCAUUGCUACUGGACAUUUGACAGGUAUUGGAGAUAAAGAUGGAUUUGAUACUGUGGAUGACUUGUGUGAACCAACCAUGGGUGAAAAACUUGCAACCCUCAAGUUGGAAGGAAACGACAAUGCCCCUGAAAAUGCAGACUCUUCUCUUCCGGCAAAGCCACCUAGUGCAGCCUCAGUUAAUAUCUUAGUUAAGCAAGCACUGCAUGCUGAUGACCGAGCCCUUCUCAUAGAUUGCUUAUACAGACAAGAUGACAAAGUUAUUGCAAACUCACUUUCACUGUUGAAUCCUUCUGACGUCCUCAAGUUCUUAAAGUCUCUUGUGCCGAUAAUCCAGCUAAGGGGUGCGGUUUUGGCAUGUGCUCUUCCAUGGCUCAGAAGUUUACUUCUUCAGCAUUCUAGCAGUAUAAUGUCCCAAGAAACUUCCUUGGCUGCUUUAAACUCUAUAUUUCAGAUAAUAGAAUCAAGAGUCUCAACCUUCAACCCUGCUCUUCAACUAUCAAGUUCAUUGGACUUGCUUUACGCAGAUUCUGUUGACGAUGAAGUGGAGGAGAAUAAUAUAAUUGCGCCUGUUAUAUAUGAAGAUGAUGAUGAUGAUGAUGAAAGUGAUGAAGAUGCAUCUGAUGAUUCUUCCAUGGAAGUUGACACCGUAGAAGAUGGUGAAGAGCCUAUACUCUACAGUGAUAUCAGUGAUGCCGAAGAGGAUGGCGAAAUCAGUGACUAAAUUUAUCAUCAAAAGUUUUGCUGCCUGACAUGUAUGCAUAAGCAAACUCUAUCACUUUUAGUUCACAAAGUGUAGAAAGCAGAGUUUUUCUUUUAUUGUAUCCCUAGCUGUUCCAUUUUUAUGAUGAGAUUGUAUAAGAGUAUCUUUGUAUAGUUUAUAGCAACCUUGCAUCUCAUUAGCAUCGCAUUAGCAUAUGCACGUUCAUUUAA